This is a messenger RNA of Gryllus bimaculatus (two-spotted cricket), 1268 nucleotides long. NCBI's taxonomy places the organism in Eukaryota, Metazoa, Arthropoda, Insecta, Orthoptera, Gryllidae. The record is from the annotation of a GenBank genome assembly.
CGUUUUCUUGCCUUCUCUCGAAAUGGCCGUUAUAGCAACUAUCAUCGGCAUACUGGCGCUAACAGCAGCAGCGCAUUAUUAUUAUACGACUUAUAAUAAUGAACAGCCGCAAGAAGAAUAUAAUAAUCCGCCAGAAGAUCACUGGUACGUUCCACACUAUUAUCACAAUGAAGAAAAUUCAAUAGACAUUUUCCCGGGCCCAUCUAAUGCCCAAGAUACAACAAUAAAAACAGCUCCAAAUGGUCUUUUAAGUGAUCAUACGUUGGCGUAUGAAAUUAAAUCCUCGACUUCCCAAGAUGAAACAACUCCAUAUUCUAUGGGCAACACCCAAUCCACGUCGACGGAGCGUGGCAAUGAGAUAGAAAUACUACAAAUACAACGUAAAUUCCAACACUAAACCAGACCAAACAGAUGAGUUUGUGGAAGUGAAUCCCGUUGGAGUACCUGAUCCCAUAAUGGGAAAAGAUAAAGAAAAAGCUAGAGAGUCUCUAACGACUGAAUACUCAGAUCCAAGCGAAACAUCAACAAAAUACGCCAUCGGGCCUCACGUUGUUGAUACGAAGAAUAAAUACUACAAUUACAAGGUUAAUUCCGAGAAUAAACUUGAUACAGAAGUGGAGUUUGUGGAUGUGAAUCACGCUGGGGCAAGUGACCCCAUAAUGGAAAAAGAUAAGGGAAACCCCAGUGAGACACGUUCCACUGAAUACUCAAUACCUAGCAAAGGAUCAACAGUUCUAGGGCACGUCUUCACAAUAGUCAUCAUGGCCAUGGCUGUUCUGCUAUAGAGAAGAAAAUUCAGCUGUGUGCUGGGGCCCGAUAAAGAAGCAAUCCUUUUAAUGACUAUUAUGGCACUUGAAAACAAAUAACAUCUCACUGGAUGUCAGAUCGGGUCUGAACAGUUUUUUUGUGAUUGUUUCAAUUUCCAAACUGUAAAAUUUUAAUUUAUUUUCUUACUAUGUUCUAUUAAUUUGUUCUGUGAAUUUUUAUGUGAUAUUAGAGUGAUAUAAAAGCAGCUGUUGUGUCUUGAGUUUGUUACAGCAAAAAAUUACUUUUAAUUGCUGUAUUUUAACUCACAUCUGUUGUUUAUUAGUGUUGUAUUUAAACAUUUUCACUGAUUAAUUUCUGUAAUAUAUUUUUAUUUCAAUAGUUAUAGUAAAUUAAUAAUGGUACUUCAAAUAUUAAAUUGUUAAAUGUUUAAUUAAUGCUCACUGUAUGUUACAAUAAAAAUAUGAAUAUUAAUAAAGCAGAAAAAUUAAAAUGAGUUCUAG